AUGGCAGGUCUGAAAGACGAAGAAUGCAGAACGAAAUUCCGCCAACGUGUGUCUACUCAUGUUGGAGUAUGGAACAGGAAGAAGAUUGGCGAUGCAGAUUCCUUCACAAAGUGCGUCAAGGACGCUGCAUGGGAAGCACCCCGGUUCUACUGCGGCGCAAUAAGUUCUCCUUCGUAUCUGCGGAAACAAAAUCUAUGUAUAAUUCUGCAUGCUCCGCCUGCAGCACUGAUGAUUUCACUCAAAAACUCAAAAGCAGCAAAAGCGUCUGAGAAGGAAUUUGCGUCGUCGAUGCAACAAGACCGCGAUAACGAUUGGGCGUUAAGGGCGAAGGAGUUUGAAAAGGCGUGGGAGGCCAAGAUCCCGCGGAAAAUCUGCUUUACUAAAACUGUAAAUAAGAAGAUGUUCUCCAGUCCUCAACACUGCCAAUAG
This is a messenger RNA of Necator americanus (New World hookworm), 429 nucleotides long. RefSeq lists its product as uncharacterized. The transcript has a single exon. NCBI's taxonomy places the organism in Eukaryota, Metazoa, Nematoda, Chromadorea, Rhabditida, Ancylostomatidae. The coding region runs from base 1 to 429 and encodes 142 amino acids. The record is from RefSeq and is a predicted model, not a curated record.